Emericellopsis cladophorae is the source of this 951-nucleotide messenger RNA. RefSeq lists its product as uncharacterized. The record is from RefSeq and is a predicted model, not a curated record. The coding region runs from base 1 to 951 and encodes 316 amino acids. NCBI's taxonomy places the organism in Eukaryota, Fungi, Ascomycota, Sordariomycetes, Hypocreales, Bionectriaceae. The transcript is spliced from 3 exons.
AUGAGCCGCACAGAAUAUCCAGGGGCGGCGCCACCCCCAGUGGGCGUGGAGCCGAACCUCGACGACCCUCAAGAUAUGCUUCAAACCAUUCUUUAUGCCACGCAAGGAUUGACCCUGCUUUUCGUGACAAUAUUUGUUUCAAUGCGCAUCUAUUCCAAGACCAGGCUUUUGGGGAACACAUCUGGAUACGCCGCCACGAUUUUCUACGCGCCAAUGGCCAUGACGGUCAAGCUCGCCCUGCUCCUCAUCAUUAUCCGCGUAUUCGGCGCCGUGCACAAGAAGACACUGAUCGGCAUAUACAUCCUCAUUGGCGUCAUCGUGCUGUACUACGUCUCUGGCAUCUUCAUCAAAAUCUUCAUCUGCUGGCCAAUCCCGGCGUACUGGCAAGGUCAGACCGAGAAAUGCAUGGACCAGAGCGCCAUCAUCACAGCGGAUGCUAUCAUCAGCGUCAUCAGCGACCUGGUGAUUUUGGUCCUGCCCACACCCUUGACGUGGUCUCUGCAGCUGUCAAGGAAAAGGAGACUAAGAAUCAUUGGCAUGCUUUGCGCUGGAGGUAUCGCCACGGGAUUCAGUGUCUACCGCCUGCUUCUGAUCAUCAACGAAGGCCAUUCGACGAACCAGACGAUGGUGUUCACGAAAGUCGUCCUAUCAGGCAACGCCGAGGCCGGCAUUGGUCUGAUCUGUGCAUGCUUACCCGCCGUCAACGCGAUAUUCGUCAGAGUCAAGGGCUCCUCUUACUACGCCAACCAAAGUCGAUCGGAGCCCGGUGAGAUCGGACGCGGCGAGAUAAUACUGACAAGGUCCUUCCAUGUCGACGCCACCACAAAGAGCACAAAGGAGAUACCGGCCGAGUCAUACGAACUUGGUCACGAUCAGGCAGUCUUGACGUCGAAUGUCCAAGCUAACCCACGAAGUAACUACUCGGGUAGGCGGUCAGAGUCGACGCAGUAG